UAUACAGAGUAUAUAGAGAGAGAUAGAGAUAGAGAGUCAGGGAGUCGAUUGUGUGUGGGUGUCGGCAUCUAUCUGUCUAUCAAUACAAAGAACGAACAAAGUAACAAACAAAGAGAUAGAUUGAUUGAGUGGAAUUGAAUCGAAUCGGAGCGAAUAAAAGUGAUUGAUUUGAUAAGUAAAAGAAAGAGAGAAGUUGAAGGGAUGGCAGGGAUGAGGGAGUUGGUGACCGGCGGGGCCAAUUGCAAUCCAUCUUCUUCUUCGUCCAACCCUUUAGGCGCUCUCGCUAACGCUCUUAUCGGCUCUUCUUCCCAAAAGGAAAGGCUGCAGGAGAUUCCUACGUCAACGCUCAAUACCUCUGGCAGCCAUCUUUAUUCUGGAGCCGGGGAGCCCUUGUCAGCCCUUCCUGGUUCAGAGUUGGAUCACCCUCCCCACGACUCGGCUUUCCUUAAUGGUUUCCAUGCCGCAAAUGACAACCGGCUUUCUCAAGUUUGGGAUGGAAUACAAAACCCCCAGAUUCAUCCAGGGCCUCAACCAGAAUUAAAUGGUCCACCUCAAAGAGUUUUGUCAAGUUUUUUGCAUUCAUUUGUUAACAGCAGUCAUGGUGGAGUUCCUUUUGGUCCUGCUCAAUUGCCAGUGUUGGGAUUGUCUCAAGGAGACAAACGGUGCAUACGUGACCGUAGUAGCAUUAUGGCUCGCCAUAUCUUUGCUGACAAGCCUGAGGAUUUCAUCAAUGGCCAGGUAAAUGCUCUGUUAUCUUCUUUAGAAAUAGAUAAUCAUGGUUCGGCCAGGGGCCCCAUGCCUGGAAGAUACCCGGAGCUGGAGCAAUACUGGGGGGAGUCGCAAGCCAUGGCUUCUGGUCCACGUGGUGCAGAUGGUUGGGCUGAUGAAUUCUCCCAAAAUAGAGUAGGACAAAGUGACCCUAAUUCUUGGGCACUAUCCUUUGAACGACAACAUGGUGCUGGGGGCUGGGCUUCUGAAUUUGAGCAUGAGCAAGCUCAGAUGACGUCAGUGGAUAGAAUGGCAGGUGCAAACAUUCCGUCAUUGGCUGCUAUGGAGCAGACUCGGAUGCUAGCACACACUUUAGCUCAGAAUAAUAAUCCUAAGUUCCAGAAUUCGAAGUUUCUUCAGUUUGUUUCGAAGAUGAGUCGUGGAGAAUUGACUAUUGAAGAUAACCAAGUAAAGGCUGGAAAUGCGGACUGGGCAAAUGAAUAUCAACAACAAUAUAACGCAGGACCGUCUUCUUGGGCAGAUCAGUAUGCACAUGAACAGGUUUCUAGGGGUCCUGAUAGGUGGGCGGAUGAAUUUGCUACUGAACGUGCACACCAUGGUCCGGUAGAUGAGCAAUGGGUGAAUGAAUUUUCCAAGCUGCAAGUGAACGACUGGGCAGAUGAAUUUGGGCGUCAGGUUGGUGAAGGGAUUUUGGGAGAUGAUUCUGCUGAUAAUUGGGCAAGUGCUUAUGACGAGUAUUUAAAUGAGCAAGCUGUUAUGAAACAGAAAUCUGAUAGUUCGAGGGGAGUUUAUGUGUUCUCUGAUUUAAAUCCUUAUGUUGGGCAUCCUGAUCCUUUGAAAGAAGGCCAGGAGCUAUUCCGUAAGGGCCUUUUAAGUGAAGCAGUUCUUGCUUUAGAAGCCGAAGUUUUGAAGAACCCUGAUAAUGCUGAAGGCUGGAGGUUACUUGGUGUAGCACAUGCUGAGAAUGAUGAUGACCAACAGGCAAUUGCAUCAAUGAUGCGUGCACAAGAAGCUGACCCAACAAACUUGGAAGUUCUUCUUGCACUUGGAGUCAGCCAUACAAAUGAAUUGGAGCAACAAGCGGCACUGAAAUAUCUGUAUAGUUGGUUGCGCCAACAUCCUGUGUAUGGGACAAUUGCUCCUCCUGAACUUUCAGAUUCGCUCUAUUAUGCUGACGUUGCCAGGACUUUCAAUGAAGCCGCUGUAAUGUCACCUGAUGAUGCGGAUGUACACAUAGUACUAGGUGUAUUGUAUAAUCUUUCAAGAGAAUAUGACAAAGCCAUUGAUUCCUUCCAGACAGCUUUAAAGCUCAAGCCUAGAGAUUACUCAUUAUGGAACAAACUUGGGGCAACGCAAGCAAAUAGUGUUCAGAGUGCUGAUGCGAUAUACGCGUAUCAACAAGCAUUGGAUCUGAAGCCCAAUUAUGUUCGUGCAUGGGCUAACAUGGGUAUAAGCUACGCAAAUCAGGGUAUGUACGAGGACUCAAUUCGUUACUAUGUGCGUGCACUGGCAAUGAACCCAAAGGCAGAUAAUGCCUGGCAGUACUUGAGAAUUUCUUUGAGCUGUGCUUCAAGGAAUGAUAUGAUGGAAGCGUGCGACUCCCGGAAUCUUGAAGUUCUUCAAAAAGAGUUCCCUUUAUAAAUGGUGUUAUAACUUAUCUGGUAAACCUACGUGUUUCAUUUACUGAUACAGGACUGCAUGCAGCUGGCUUACAACGUUAACAUUUUGUUUUAUAUAUAAAAGCUAUAAACAACUUGUAGCCUGGGUGUUCAUUCUCCUUGUAUGUAACAAUAAAUAUUAAAAUCCGCAUUAAACUAUAGCUUAUUUUUAUAUCAUAUAUAUUUUAGUAGAUUUAGUA
This is a messenger RNA of Erigeron canadensis, 2587 nucleotides long. Its product is annotated as peroxisome biogenesis protein 5. Gene Ontology annotation, cellular component: cytosol; peroxisomal membrane. The record is from RefSeq and is a predicted model, not a curated record. Gene Ontology annotation, molecular function: protein binding. Gene Ontology annotation, biological process: protein import into peroxisome matrix, docking. The transcript has 14 exons. NCBI's taxonomy places the organism in Eukaryota, Viridiplantae, Streptophyta, Magnoliopsida, Asterales, Asteraceae. Bases 202 to 2370 code for a protein of 722 amino acids.